This is a messenger RNA of Sardina pilchardus (European sardine), 5972 nucleotides long. It is a transcript of the gene rab12, whose product is annotated as RAB12, member RAS oncogene family. Gene Ontology annotation, biological process: endocytic recycling; regulation of exocytosis; Golgi vesicle fusion to target membrane. Lineage: Eukaryota; Metazoa; Chordata; Actinopteri; Clupeiformes; Clupeidae. The coding region runs from base 160 to 897 and encodes 245 amino acids. Gene Ontology annotation, molecular function: GTP binding; GTPase activity. The transcript has 6 exons. The record is from RefSeq and is a predicted model, not a curated record. Gene Ontology annotation, cellular component: synaptic vesicle; trans-Golgi network transport vesicle; plasma membrane.
CGUAAUGAAGAGUCUCCAUUCCCAACCUAGGACAACACUGUGGAAGAACAAAACUUUGGUGAAGUCGGACUCCAGGAUUACAGAAAGUUAUUUAAAGUUUUUUGGCGCUUUCUUUGUUGAUUUUAACGUGCAAUACGCGACCCAGAUGUGGAAUUAUUGAUGGAUUCGCGGUAUGAGAUUCAGCGGAGGGCCGGUGGAAGUGGCUUUAGCGGGGGCUCCGCCAAUGCAUCCCCCGCUCUCACCGGAGCCCAGUCUCGGCGCAAGAAGAUGCCACCUAGACCGGCCGACUAUAAACUUCAAAUAAUCAUUAUUGGCUCCAGGGGGGUUGGUAAAACCAGCCUAAUGGAAAGGUUCACAGAUGACACGUUUUGUACAGCCUGCAAGUCAACUGUUGGGGUGGACUUCAAGAUCAAAACGGUGGAGCUGCGCGGGAAGAAGAUCCGUCUGCAGAUCUGGGACACAGCGGGACAGGAGCGCUUCAACAGCAUCACAUCGGCCUACUACCGAGGGGCCAAAGGCAUCGUGCUGGUCUACGACAUCACCAAGCAGGAGACCUUUGAGGACCUGCCCAAGUGGAUGAAGAUGAUUGACAAGUAUGCGUCUGAGGAAGCUGAGCUUCUGCUGGUGGGGAACAAGCUGGACUGUGAGACGGACCGGGCCAUCACGCGACAGCAGGGAGAGAGGUUUGCCUCUAGGAUAUCUGGCAUGCGCUUCUGUGAGUCGAGUGCCAAGGACAACUUCAAUGUGGAUGAGAUCUUCCACAAGCUGGUUGACGACGUCCUAAGCAAAAUGCCUCUGGAGAUCCCCAGUAAAGAGCUCUCCAACAGCGUCCUCUCCCUGCAGCCUGAGCCUGAGGUCCCUCCUGAGCUGCCUCCACCUCGAGCCCGCUGCUGCUGAAGCCCCCGCCCCCCCUCAGCAUUACACCUACAGUACCUGAUAUAGACCCCCCCCCCCCUCAGAUUACACACACACACACACACACACACACACACACACACACACACAUACACACACACACACACUCACAAAUCGACACACAUUCCCCCUGAUCCUCCUGACCCUGUUGCGUUGUUUGUGGUCUCCAGCAUCCUGAUGGUCAGCUUCAAGUGUCACGACGACCUUGACAUUGACCUUUACCCUUCACACCUUUGACCCUGCGACCCAGAGAAUCAGUUGAAUCCCUGUCCUUGCCCUGAUCCCAGCUCAUCCCAGGUUCCAACUUGUGUUCAUGCAGUUUCCAGGUCUGACCAGCAGAGGGCCACAGAGGGCUUCCAAGGCACACUCCACACCACUUGCCAGCUUUCUGGAUUGGUGGUGAAAGUUGCAUGCAGAAAUGACAUGCAUAAAAACACACACAUACAAACACACACACAAUGCCCAGCCUACCUCUUAUCCAGUCAUCACAGCUGGGUGUACCAUUCAAGGUGCCUUGCAGGUGGUCACACCCAAUAUCACACACCCUUGGUAGUUGUAUGCAUAAACAAAAGCACUACACACACACACACACACACACACACACACACACACACACAAUCACACACACUGAACGUAUACACUACAGUAUACAGACAAACACAAAUGUGCUACACACACACACACACACCACACACACACACACACACACACACACACACACACACACACACACACACACACACACACACACACACACACACACACACACAUUAGCCUGCAAUUCUGUGCUGCCCUCUGUGAGACUUUCAGAGAAAUGAGAACAAAUGCCUUGCAAGUGAUCCAGUAGUCAGCCCUUGGGCCUGGAGGAAGAAAAGGUGUGUGUGUGUGUGUGUGUGUGUGGUACCAGAGCCUCCGCCUGUUCCCCCAUAAUCAGCAUCAUCUCCACGGCCUGCUUCCCCAUAAGCAUCUCCUGCAAGAGUGCCUCACCGAGAGCUCCCCUCUCACGUGGCGUCAGCACGUGAUGCUGCUCACCUGGAUCUGCCCACCUGGAUCUACUCGCAUGGAUCUGCGUCUGCGUUGGCUGUGCAGGGCCAGGUGUGGGCCAGGUGUGGGCCAGGUGUGGGCCAGGUGUGGGCCAGGUGUGGGCCAGGUGUGGGCCAGGUGUGGGCCAGGUGUGAUCUUCACUGGGAUGGCACGUUUCAUCAUGCGCUUCUCUCACCUUCUCUCUGCUGCUCAGCUCUGCGUGGCCCCUCCAAGAACAACGCCCCCCUCUGGUGAGGUGUAGUUAUCAACCCAAACAGAGGUCUGAACUUUGAUUCAAGAUCAAAAAAAGAGCAUAUUAUAUCAGAAGUGAUUACCGUCACGUCAACCGCACAGAAGUGGGUAAACACUCUUUACAGACCAAGAUCAAGCCAUGACACAGCACUUAUAUGAAUCAGUCCCCCUAACCCACAUCAAGCAGUAGAAUUGGACCUGGUGUGAAGGUCUCAGCACCAUAUCAGCCCAAAUAUCAGUAGUGGGCAUUUCAACAGACAGACAGCAAAGGUCAAGGGUCGAUGGGGUUGUGUCUUCACAGACCCACUUUAUCUCGUUAGCUCAGAUCCCUCUUUUUCUUUUACAUUUUGUUUUGUUUCAAUGGCUCCACAGAAGUGUUCCUUGAGGAAGAAGAUUUUUUAAAAAUGUGUUUGAUUUCGUUUUAUGUUGCGUAAUGGCAAUAGUUGGGCCUUAAUAGUUGCCAGCUCCUAAGCUCCCUUAAUUGUGCCCUGUGCCAUAACAGUAUUCUAUGUACUUUGACAAAAAAAUGGUUAUUUUAUUUGUUCGUUUGUGAUUGGACCUGUAACUGUUUUUUUGCACUACAAUUCGUUGUAGCUAGCUUUGCCUACAUGCCACGACGCAACACUCAUAUUAUGCACAAGAGGAAAUGUCACUCGGACUCGCCUUGUGUUUCUUUGGGAAACACUCAUUGUAUUUACGAGUCCUGUGUUUCCAUGGCGACGCUCUUAGUUGCCUGGAAGGAAACGCCACUCAACCCUCACUCAACCCCAAGCACACAGACGUUCGAUGGUAGUGAUGGGAGGGAACACUACAAAAUGGCAACCUCAGCCAAACCCAGGAAGCACACGAAGUCAGAGCAGGGAGCAUCUCUUUGUUGUUGUUAAAACCCCCAAAAUGCACCUAGAAUUACAACACCUAAUAUAGCAAAAAUCUGCUGGUGAAAAUGCAAUCGCAUUUAAAAAAAUAAAUAAAAAAUAAAAAAAAACACCUGACGCAACACCUGUUGGUCAGCCUGCUUAUGGUCACCAGUCCAGAAUGCAUUGGGAUCAGAUCUGCUCAUCCAGCACAAUAAAGCCUGCUUAUAUCAGAAUCAGAUUUCGGUUAGCCGACUACAGGGCUCAUUGGGGGGUCCACCUGGCCAUUCUGAGUUUAGUGUCAUCCGCAAUCAAGCAAGCCACUAUCCAGCUUAUCGUUAAACACGCCGGUGGCAAUAUUAGCACACCCCAAAACAGACCUCCACAGUCGCUGAUGUGUCCAGUAUCUGGCCAGUGCAUUAUAGAUCUGUCUCACUACAGUAUUUCUACAAUAUAGCGUGGAUGAUACACACUACGGUGUGUAACUGGUACUGAUGCAAUUGACGUCAUCAGGCGUAAAGUGUUAUGGUUCCCAACCCAGCAGAUAGAGAUUGGGCCUCCUGUAGAUUAGCUGUACCAUCCAAUCACUCACAGCGUACUUUAGUCAGGUGCAACUGAAAGGCUUUAGGAGACUUAGAGAGGUGUGUGUGUGUGUGUGUGUGUGGUGUGUGUGUGUGUGUGUGUGUGUGUGUGUGUGUGUGUGUGUGUGUGUGUGCGCACAGUAAGGGGGUCGCUUCAGGCUCCAGAUCCAGGUCAGAGCUACAGUAGGUUCAGUCAACUGUGAUUGGGGUAAGACCUGUAGAGAGGCUGCCGGGUCAUCUCUGGUUGUAAAGUAGUUUGGACGCUGCAGAUAUCUGACCACUGGUGCUGAUUUCAGCCUAGUCCUACACUAAAAGCACAUUUCAGUGUUAAUCUCCACUGGAAAAACAUGCCCUUACUAGGCUACGACUAGGCUUAAUGCAUGUAAAGGAAGGGCCGCCAUUGAAUAUACAUAACCGUGGAUUACACAUCUAGAAUUUGAUGUUGUGAUUGGUGUGUAAAGCACAUUUUAUGUAAAGACAUUCUCCAUAAUCUCUGUUCCGUGAUCUAAGGCUUUUCCUUCUCUUUCCUUUGGCGGCAAUGCAGAGACUGCCUCCGUGAGGAAGAAAGCCUCCCCGUUUCCUUUGACUACCAGAAUACCCAGUGUUUUUUUUAAGCAUUAUUUUAUCGUUCCUAGGUUUGACCCUAAAUGCAAUCAGAAUAGUCAGCCCAAAUGUGCCAAAAGUCAUGGACUGGUGAAUUUGAUUGAUUGAUUGAUUGAUUCAUUCAUUGAUAUGGAUUAGUGCAACCUGUGAACAACUCAAAUCAAGAACACAUGAGACACUAUGCCUUAGAUUUGGCAAAGAGGGUUGAGUGGCCUUUCAGUGCGUUUUGAACAUUCAUCAUGCCAAGCACAUUAUGUCUGGACUGCUUGGUAAUUAAGGUAAGGAUACUGUCUCCAUGGGAACACUAACGACUCUCCUGUGGUGCAUCUUUGUUUGUUUAUCUGUCUGUUUUUGUUUUUAUUUACUAAUGGAGUUAUUGCAGUGUUAUGCGAUGCAGGACAUGGACAACCCCCCUGCCUAAGGCUAAGAGAGUAGCUGUGUUUAAAUGUUUUAUCUGAUGUUUGGCCACAAAACAACCUAGUGGAGAUGUUUGCCCUUUAAAGUGGGCAUGAGACAGUAUGUAAUUGGCACAUUUCACAAGAUGGAGGUUUUAUGUCCUCUUUAACUCUUUAACUUGGGAACCCAUCUCUCCUGUCAGUGGAGGAACUGUUCUGUGGGUGCACUGCGUUGUUUCUUAGAAUCAGAGAAGCUCAUGGUUCAUCUCAGCUACAUUUAUCGUUAACACUGUCCAGGCAGACUAACAGUGUUUACCACCCCUUGAUGACCCAUCAUCUUUAUUUGUCAGCUACUUCUGUAUCUUCUCUUGAGUUUUUUUUUUCUUUUUUUUUGCCAAGUCUUUUUCUCAUCAUGUUGAAGAUGUGCUAACCUCAGACUAGUGUUAUUUUGCCAUCAUCAGUUUGUGCCAUGUGUUUAUGUGACUAGGUACACUGUUAAGAGGCUUCACUUUAAAGUUUCACCAAGUGCUUUUUCCUUUUGGUUAUGGGAGAGCAGGAUGGCAGGCGCUCGGUUGCACAGCAGCUCUAACCAGUUUCGGACUGCUGUCAGCUUAAUAAGCUUUGGCACGAAGCAACUGGACGGUUUGGCUGAGCCCUUUGAAACAAAACGGCUGCGAGAUCAGUGACUUUUUGUUAACAUUACAAAAACUUGAGUUGUCAUUUUCUGAACCGUUGGACAGCACUUGUUAAGGAGGACUUGAAUUUUGAUUGUUGAUAAUGAUGCUGUUAUGAUACGUGUGAGCUGCCUGCCUCUGCGUUCAUGUAAAGACUUGUGGAGGGGUAUAGCCUGUUCAUUUAGCAAUACGUGUGUCACCACCAUCACUACUAUCACAGGCCACUCAGACCAGAACUGGUGUUGUACUGGACUCUGGCCUGAACCAGUCCACAGCAAGUUUUGGUCUCGACAAGCACUCACUCUCACUCUCGUCCCUCUCUCUCUCCCCUUCUCUCUCUCUCUCUCUCUCUCUCUCUCUCUCUCUCUCUCUCUCUCUCUCUCUCUCUCUCUCUCUCUCCCAUAUUGUACAGACAUGCCUUAUCCUCACCCAUUUUGAAAUAUGACUUUUCUAUGUGUCAUUGAAAUUGUAACAGAAGGAACAAAAAAUUCAGUACAACCCCUUGUUGAAACGAUAAACAGCGGGCUCUUUUGAAAAUGUUUGUAUGAAUUAUAGGUGGACUUUAGACAUCUCUUAUAGACGGCAUGUUUUCAGCAGUUUUGUGAUAUUUAUAACUUUGUGGCAUUCUUUAACUAAUGAAGUGCAAAUAAAGAUGAAAUAUAUAUUUAUUAUCUA